Xiphias gladius (swordfish) is the source of this 3497-nucleotide messenger RNA. Its product is annotated as glucoside xylosyltransferase 1-like. The transcript is spliced from 8 exons. The record is from RefSeq and is a predicted model, not a curated record. Gene Ontology annotation, molecular function: UDP-xylosyltransferase activity. The coding region runs from base 162 to 1529 and encodes 455 amino acids. Gene Ontology annotation, biological process: protein O-linked glycosylation via N-acetylgalactosamine. Lineage: Eukaryota; Metazoa; Chordata; Actinopteri; Istiophoriformes; Xiphiidae.
ACACACGUGUAACAGAAGUGGGUGGGGCGGGAAACUGUAAACACCAACUGAGCUCCUCGGCUUACCUUCUGACUUGAUUUUUGACUUAGAUUAUUAGAACGCCAGAUGGUGGCUAAGAUCAGCAAAAAUGACCGGUUAGCGCCAGAAACUUGAAACGCAAAAUGCGAUGCUAUCUUCACGCAUUUCUCCUCUGCACGGUCUUCACCUUCUGUUCACUGUUGUAUGUGUUCAGUCAACUAGCCUCCACCUUGGGGGACAGAGACGAGUGGAAUCUGAAAGAGCAGGGGAAACCCGACAGGAGCAGUCGAGACACCGUGCACCUUCUCAGGAAAAGGCCAGGACUGGCAGGCCUCCGUGACCGUGAAGAAGGGCUUGACAGGUGUAAAUCACUGUCAGUUUCUUACUGGAAUCCAUAUUGGAGACUGCCUGCUGAUGUUUGUGGAGUGAACUGCUUAUUGGAAUCUACUCUUAGAGAGAGGUCAGGCUCUGCAGUGAAUGAACAUAUUGAUGAGAGGAGUCACCUGGCUGUGGUGGCCUGUGGCCCCAGGCUAGAGGAGACUCUCACCAUGUUGAAGUCUGCUGUCCUCUUCAGCAAAAAACCUCUGCACUUUUACAUCUUUGCUGAGGAUAAUCUACAUGACAGCUUCAGAAGUUGUCUGGACUCCUGGCCCAGAACAGUUCAGAAAAGGUUUAAGUUCACCAUCUAUCCCAUCACUUUUCCCAAGGAGAAUGUGAAAGAGUGGAAAAAGCUCUUCAAACCUUGUGCUUCUCAGAGGCUCUUCCUGCCACUGAUCCUGAAGGAUGUGGAUUCUUUGCUCUAUGUGGACACAGAUAUCCUUUUCCUGCAGUCAGUAGAGGACAUUUGGACCCUACUUUCUCAGUUCAAUUCAAGCCACUUAGCUGCCAUGGCUCCAGAACAUGAGGAGCCACGCAUCGGAUGGUACAACCGUUUCGCCCGUCACCCUUAUUAUGGCAAAACAGGCAUCAACUCAGGUGUCAUGCUCAUGAACAUGACUCGCCUCAGGGAGAAACGUUUUAAGAAUGACAUGACCACAGUUGCACUGCGGUGGGAGGAAAUUCUGAUGCCUCUGCUCCAGAAGUAUAAACUCAAUAUCACCUGGGGUGACCAGGACCUUCUUAAUAUCAUAUUUCACCAUAACCCAGAGAGCCUAUAUGUGUUCCCCUGCCAGUGGAACUACCGUCCAGACCACUGUAUCUAUGGCAGCAACUGUCAACAGGCUGAAAAAGAGGGUGUCUUCAUUCUCCAUGGUAACAGGGGAGUGUACCAUGAUGACAAGCAGCCAGCAUUUCGAGCUAUUUAUGAAGCCAUCCAAAAGUACCCGUUUGGCGAGAACAUGGAGGCCUCACUGCUUUGGCCACUAGAAGCAUCGCUGCAGACAACCACACAUACCUACUGUGGAAGAGCCAGCCACCUGUUUACCAAGAGGUUAAAACAGAGUAUCAUGUCUGUUCAACAGGACAUCACACAAAGAAGACAAUCAGGUCACCACUUUAAUACUGCUCCAUGAAUAGAGUCUUAUGUCUCUCUGGAUGCAGAGUCUUGGAUAGGAGGCACUCCUGUGGAGUCAGUGAGCUGGAUGACUAACAGACUCGGGUCAACACUGAACCAUCAUCACAAAAUACAUAUCAAGACUCUGGAAAUGAGGAAAAGUAGUCUAUGGAGAAGUUUUUAUGUUUUUUUUUUUGAGUGAAGCCAAUUUUGGUACAUAUAGUAUCUGUCCAUUGAACACACAACCAGAUCACAAAUGCUUUCUCACCAUGGUGGAAAAUGUACUGAAUCCACUUUGCCCUGCAGAGAUUUUGGACUUCAUAGCUGACAAGAAGGACACUUAAUGUAUUUCAGACAACCAGUUGGUAUUAUUUUUUUUUGAUUUGAGGAAGAACCUACAAUCACUUUGUACAAUGGUCCAACAUCUUUGUGUCAAAAGAAACUUAAAUACGCUAUUCUUAAGAGUAUUUUAUUAGAGUUGUUUUAAUAUAAUUUUGCAUACAGGCUUUGUAUUUGUGUUUUUUGUCUAUGGGGUAUAUCAUAGAAAAGUGUUGUCAUUAUUUUUAGGUACUUGUUAGCUACAAAGGAAAAGCUAAAUUUUUUUUAUUGAACAAAAUAAGUUUUCAUAAUGAAUACUUUAAACCCGUAGAAUCUGAUCAGUAUUUCUUAUUGUAUAACAUCUGUGAUGGGAAGCACUUUUGAUGUUCAACAUGAGGCUAUCAUUUCAUAUACUCUGGUGUGGGACUUUUCAAAGCAUUGUUUACUGUACAUUGUAGUUGUAUUUAAGUCAUUUUAUUAACUUUAUCCAUAUCAGCACAUUUUUCUAUAACUGGAACAGUUUAUUAGAGAGCAGUUAGUUUCUAAUCAUGUUAGCUAGCAUCAUGAAUCUACUCCAAGACAGGUUUAUCAAACAUUUGCACUAUUGAUUGGAGAAUCUAACACUGUAAUUGAAGAUUGUAACAACACAAAAUCUGUGGUUUUAAUGGUUUACUGAAAAAAAGUAUAAAUAUUCAAAUAUAUGGGAAAUAAAUAUUUUAUAAACUUUCAACACUUUCAGAUGUUUAAAACAUUUUGAUGGUACCUAUGAUACAGUAUGUAGUAUCUCUAAAAUAUAUAGGCUUGCAAUGAGGUUGAAUUGAAAAUUUCAAAGCAUCUUAAAUGUGACACAUCUCUCCGUGACAUGGUUUGUUGCUUUAAAAGUAAAUAUACAGUAUUUUGAGCUGUAAAUAUACUUAAUAUUAAGAGAACAUCUUAAGGUAUUGCUGAAAAAUGAAGGAAUUACAACAAUUACGUGUUUGUAAUUAGGGCAAAUUAAUUCUGGCGUUAUGAAAUUAUUUUCAUACCGGACUGAAAUUCCUAAAGGUUUUAUUUGGAACACUCUUUUUUCAGUUUCUUCCAUGUGAUUUAGAAUUCUUAUUAAGACUUUGGCAUCAUCAUCAUGACCACUUUGCAUAAAAUUUACUUAUUGCCCACUCACUCCACACUAGGACUGAGUAUGAGCCAUGUCCUAGAAGGCGGCAGCACCAAGCUGAAAAUAAGAAAUCAAUGUGUGAGUGUGAAGACUUCAGAAAGUGUUGUAAGAUGGCAAAAAAGGAGCUGAUGUGUCUGGGUCAGAAGCCUGUGGCUCUUCAUUUCACAGGCAGAUUGACAGACGUGCCUGGAAUAGGCAAUAGGUCUGCAUGAUGAAUUUAAAAUGGUCUCGAUGCUAAGGAGUUGUUGGAUAUAUCCAUUUUUUUUCUUGUCAAGGAAUUGCAAAGUGUGCAGUGAGUGGGGAAAACAUUUUCAGUAUUUUAGGAAACAAUUUAAAGCUCAGUUUCAUGAUGUGAAGCCAAUAGAAUACUCACAGCAGAGUGACUCCAAAAGAUUUGCAUAUUAGUCAAUUAAUGGUUGUAUUGCAUUUAAAGCUAUUAGGCAUUAAAAGAGUUAAGGAUUUUGUUUUUUUCAUUGGUUAAGGUUGUGGUCAAAAUGGUGGAUCAUUCCAAACCUC